AUGACAAAUUCAUCUCGGCCAAAUACACCAUGUCACAUGCAAAGACCAUCAUUAAUUGAGGAUGAUGAUGAUCAUACUAAUAAUAAGAAUGGAAAACAAUUGCUAUCAAGAAGUCUUACAUUUGAUAAGCAACCAUUAAAACAAAAACGAAUAAAAAGACUAAGUCGACCAUCACCAGCUAUAAUUGAACAACAACUACAAUGUUUAGAUCGAAGUUUACUUAUUAAUUCAGGUAUUGAUCCUUUACCAUAUGUACGUGACAUGCUUAAUGAAUUGAGUAAUACAGAAGCUUUUCUUUAUGCUCGACAAUGUCGUAUUGUUGUUGGUAAAUUACGUUUAUGUUGGAGUGAUGUUAAUGAAGAAAUAAAAUCUUUAUUAAAACAUAAAGAAAAUACAGAAGCAGCUAUUGAACAUAUUCGAAAAGACUUAAUAAUUAAUAAAGAGAGUAAACUUGAUGAAGUUCGUCAACAUGUAACUAAAAUUGGUAGAGAACAUUUGAAUUGGCACUUUUUGAAAAAUAAUUUACAACAACAUCAACCACCAUUGACAGUACUUCCUCAACUAUUAUCAACUCUUGGUUUUCGUCUACCACGUACACCUCAAAAUAAUCCAAUAACUUCAUCUAAUUCAAAUUUAAAUAAUACAAAUAUUUCAACAGAAGCAACAUUAUUGAAUGAAAAUAGUUUACCACUUGUUGGAAAUUUACUUGUUUUUACAUCAGAUGUUAUACAAGUAUAUCAAGAUGCAACAAAAUUAAUUGAAGAAUCAUGUGAAAUUAAAAAACAAACGAUGAAUCAAAUAAAAGAUGCAAAAGCUUAUUCAUUAACUGUUCAUCAAAGUAUUGCUCAAAAACUGGCGGAUAUUAUUACAUAA
Rotaria sordida is the source of this 873-nucleotide messenger RNA. Lineage: Eukaryota; Metazoa; Rotifera; Eurotatoria; Philodinida; Philodinidae. The record is from the annotation of a GenBank genome assembly.